This is a messenger RNA of Ochlerotatus camptorhynchus, 2124 nucleotides long. Its product is annotated as probable tyrosyl-DNA phosphodiesterase. NCBI's taxonomy places the organism in Eukaryota, Metazoa, Arthropoda, Insecta, Diptera, Culicidae. The transcript has 5 exons. Gene Ontology annotation, molecular function: single-stranded DNA binding; 3'-tyrosyl-DNA phosphodiesterase activity; double-stranded DNA binding. The coding region runs from base 146 to 2089 and encodes 647 amino acids. The record is from RefSeq and is a predicted model, not a curated record. Gene Ontology annotation, biological process: DNA repair. Gene Ontology annotation, cellular component: nucleus.
UGCAGAUUGAACAGCAUCUGAUGCUUGCGCGGCUCGAAAUUCUCGAAGGAAAUAAAUAAAAGGUUUCUAGUUUUUAAAUUAGUGUGUUCUUAUUUGCUAUUGUAAAAGUUAAUCCCUUUAAAAAAUAAGCGACUGAUAAAAUAAAAUGGAAAGUAAUAAAAGAAGGACCAUUGAGAAAGUGCCAGAUAAGAUUUGCCAGUAUGGUUCCGAUUGUUACCGCAAGAAUCCCGCGCAUUUCAAGGAAUUUUCCCAUCCACAUUUGGAAUCGAUUCUAGUGGAAGCUCCAGCUAAGGACAAGUAUCGCAUACCGGACGAGCUAUUCAUGAGCCGGGAGGUGGUUGGAGAACAGCUCAAAAUUUUAGCCCAAAUUUAUCCCGACCUGCUAAACAAUAAUCGUCCUCCGACGAAGCAUUCUAAGAACGACACCAAACUCGAUUCGCAACCGAGCUCCACCAGUGGAUCGUCGCCGAAAUUAGCUAGUUCCCAGCCCGGAAGUGUAUCCACCGCAAAUAGUGAUGCCAAAUCGACCAGUUCCUCUUCUAGCAAAAAAUCUCCACCGAAAGGUAACGCCGUCGCUGAUCUGUUUGCCGAGCGUAGGGCGAAAAUGGCUAAAAUACGUGAAGAGCAAAAGAAAACAGAACCCCAACCGUCGACCAGCAGUUCACAGGCACAGAAGAAACCAGAUCCACCCAAAGAGACGGGAAUUUCAUUGAAAAAGGUUAUCCCACGGAAUAUUCACGACUACUAUCCAGUGGUAGCUCCCAAAGGUCAAAUGGCCAAGAAGCUUGCGGAUGCAGCUCCCUACAACUACUUCCUGACGACUAUAACCGAUGCCAAAGUGACCCACUCGGAACCGUUGUCGGUAACGUUUCAGGAACUGCUGGACGGUAGCCUGGGGGAGCUGGAAUGUUCCGUUCAAAUGAACUUUAUGGUGGAUAUCGGGUGGCUUCUGGGGCAUUAUUUUUUUGCCGGAUACGAAGAUCGUCCAUUAUUGAUUCUAUAUGGCGAUGAAACUCCCGAGCUGAAGAUGGUGUCCUCGAAAAAACCGAACGUAACGGCAGUGAAAGUCAACAUUAGCACACCCUUCGGGGUCCACCAUACCAAAAUGGGGUUGUACGGAUAUACGGACGGGUCGAUGCGAGUUGUAGUGUCGACGGCUAAUUUAUACGAAGACGAUUGGCACAACCGGACACAGGGGCUGUGGGUCAGUCCAAGGUUACCGGCGGUUCCGGAGGAUGCGGAUACAGGUUUCGGCGAAAGCAAGACAGGUUUCCGGGAAAGUUUGAUCACAUAUUUGAAUUCAUAUAAAAUUGGUCACCUGCAACAGUGGGUGACUAGAGUUCAAAAGAGCGAUUUCAGUCAGGUGAACGUUUUCCUAGUUGCAUCAGUUCCUGGUGGCCAUCUUAAUACUCCUAAGGGACCGCUAUGGGGACAUCCUCGGUUAGGUUAUUUACUGGGAAAGCAUUCCGCUCCUGUCGAUGAUACUUGUCCGCUGGUGGCUCAAAGUUCCAGCAUAGGCAGCCUUGGUCCAACUCCACAGUCUUGGGUCCUGUCGGAAAUAAUGGCCAGUUUUAGGAGGGACUCGGCCCCCAUCGGACUGCGAAGAGUUCCUGCUUUCAAGAUGAUAUUCCCAAGUUUCUCCAAUGUUAGGAACAGUCAUGAUCAUCUGCUGGGAGGGGGAUGCCUACCAUAUAUGAAGGCCACGAACGAUAAGCAGCAGUGGUUGAAGGACUAUUUGCAUCAGUGGAAAAGUGAUUCUAGGAAUAGGACCAAAGCAGUACCUCACAUCAAAACCUACUGUCGGUGGUCUCAUCGAGGUCUGUAUUGGUUCUUGCUGACGUCGGCGAAUCUUUCGAAAGCUGCCUGGGGUGUGUACAAUAAAUCGGCCAAGUUUGAAGCGCCGCUCAGGAUCAACAGCUACGAGGCAGGUGUCUUAUUCUUGCCAAAGUUUGUGAUUGAGGAAAACUUCUUCCCGAUGGAAUCGAAGCCUGAUCAACAGCAUCCCACCUUUCCCAUGCCUUAUGACGUUCCGAUAAUUCCUUACGCUCCUGAAGACACUCCGUUUUUCAUGGAUUAUCUUAGGGGCUAGUAUUAUUAUGAUUAUGAUGCCGUAUGUCUCGAAUA